UGACGUGACGUCAGCGGCGUGGUGACGUAAGGCGCAGACGGCAACGGGUGGGAGGAGGCCCGAGGAGCGGAUUUCGGGGUGUAAGCAUCAUGGCGGACCCGGAGCUGGAAGCUAUAAGGCAGCAGCGGCUGGCAGAGCUGCAGGGAAGACGUGGGGAUGCUGGGAAUGAGCAGACACAGCAAGAAGCCAAACAAAGGGAGGAGGAGAUGAGGAAUAGCAUCUUGUCGCAGGUCCUGAGCCAGGCUGCCCGGGCGAGGCUGAAUAACUUGGCGCUAGUGAAGCCUGAAAAAGCCAAAGCUGUGGAAAAUUACCUUAUACAGAUGGCAAAAUAUGGGCAACUAGGUGGCAAGCUUUCUGAGCAAGGACUUAUAGAGAUUCUGGAGAAAGUGAGUCAGCAGACGGAAAAGAAGACAACUGUGAAGUUUAACAGAAGGAAGGUGAUGGACUCGGAUGAGGAAGACGACUGAGGUGAGGCCGGCCCGGUACAGACUCUGCACCCGGAGCACUUGCGUUACAUUGAGAAGCACUGAACUAAUCCGACUUCCCGAGGGAGACCCCGGUCAAUGAUGAUUGUGGUUAUGAUUAUUAUAUUUUUUUUUUAUAUUGAGCAUCCAUUUGCUGCGUUCAUUUCCAGUUGCCAUAGGGCCUGGGCACACCCCGCAGCACCCCCUGCAGUUACUAAAGUGGUACCCUCUUUUUAAAUAGUAAAUUAUUUGGACUGUUUAUUACGAGAUGUUGCUCUGACAACUUUUUGUACCAGAGGGGUGGAUGUGACAGCGAUAUCUGAGCAUUGUUCUUAAGAAACAUGCAAAAUUAAAAACAUUUUGUUUUUGUGCUGUA
Molecule: messenger RNA, 840 nt
Organism: Bufo gargarizans (Asiatic toad)
Lineage: Eukaryota; Metazoa; Chordata; Amphibia; Anura; Bufonidae
Gene: PDCD5
Product: programmed cell death 5
Exons: 6
Coding region: 90-467 (125 amino acids)
Cellular component (GO): nucleus; cytosol
Molecular function (GO): DNA binding
Source: RefSeq, a predicted model, not a curated record